GCACCCAUCAAUUGAAUGACAUUCGUUUGUGUUGCUGAGCAAGAUCGUUCACUCAAUUCAGUUUAUUUUUGCACCAUGGAGAUUGUGGUUGCUCUGUUGGUGUUUCUCGUGGUGAUUAUUACUCAAACCGAGGGGGCAUCAUUUUUUGAAAGUGUUCCAUCUAGUGAUUAUUACCUUAGAAAUGAUGUUUUUGAUUGUGCUUCACGAUAUUACCCACCAAAGCCACCACCAACAUUUGAUGAAUUUUCAUCUGAGAAUUUUCCCGCUGUCGCCGGUGGUGUAAGAGCUUUCGAUGGAGAAUAUCAGCACAUGGUUGCAAUUGGCUGGGAAUUCAAUGAUACCAUAAAAUAUUUAUGCGGAGGCAGUAUUAUUCAUAGUAAAUUUAUAUUGACCGCUGCACAUUGCUCGGUUCCUGUCAAUGGCAUAACUCCGACUAUUGUGCGCGCAGGAGAUUCUGACUUGGGCAAUAACGAAAAUGACCAUUUGGCUGUACAACGGACCAUUUUGCGUAUCGUGAGACAUCCAUUACAUCGUCAUAGCAGAAGUUAUCAUGAUAUUGCGCUGAUUGAACUGGAGAAUGAUUUGACUUUCAAUGUCCACGUGUCUUCCGCUUGUUUAUGGCUUGAAUCCUAUGUUCCUUCAGAGCCACUUCAAAUUGUUGGCUUCGGCGAAACAAAAUUGGCACAUGGCCCAAGUAUGACCCUUCAAAAAGGUCAGGUGUCCUACCAAUCCACUGAUGUGUGUGAUGAUGCGCUGACUUCCAGGCGUAGGAUACCGAAUGGUCUGCUAGAGAGUCAAUUUUGUGCAUCACACGACACUAUGGAUACUUGUCAGGGCGAUUCAGGGGGACCAAUUGAAGUGACAAAAAUCGACAUGUUCAGGCGAGAGAUCGCCCUUAUCGUGGGUAUAACUUCGUUCGGAACGGCUUGCGGCGAUGGUUCAGUAGGAGUUUAUACAAAAAUUUCACAUUACAUAGACUGGAUAGAGAAAGAAACCAACCAAUCUUACAGCUAUGGGAGCUGUGCAGCGAGAAUGCUAGAAACUAAAUUCAAAUUAGUUGAAAUCACACAGCUUUCUACGGAUAAGCCGCUUCCGUACGUUCAUCUGUCAAAGGACCGAUCAGAUACGCGUGAGCAUGGCUGUAUGGGAACUCUGAUAGACGAUCAAUUUGUAGUCACAUCGGCACACUGUGCAACACUUCCAACAGGAGCUCCUCAGUUUAUCUUCAUCGCUGAUCACGGAGAGUACGUUCCCAUAGCUGAAGUUAUUCUACAUCCCCAAUAUCAACAGAACGUUCAAACGCAUAACAUAGCUUUGCUAAGAUUAGGCAAGUUUCUUAAAAGAACACUGAAGCCAGCUUGCCUAGCGGAGCAACCACAAUCUGCGGUGAAGCCUUCCGUUUCCUUUUUGCUUAAUGGUUUCAUAAUGGCAAACGAGAAUAAGUUCUUUAAAUACUUUCUGCGCACAUUUAUACCUGAAAGAGAUCGAUGUUCUGCAUCUACUAACGAAAUUUGCAUGAAAAGUUACUUUCCAGUUAUUCCAACUUUAUGUCAGAUCUCAGAUGGAGCUCCAAUUUUGAUAGAAUCUCCAGAAGGUAUACCAUUCUUUUACGGUAUAGUUGAUAAAAACAACAGCGUAUGUGAUGGGGAACUUCGUGGUACUUUGGUUGAGCCUCAUAGAGAUUGGAUAAAAAGUGUUUUGCAACGUUUUCUAAGAAGGGAAGUUUUGAUUUUUACUUAAGAUAUAAUGCCUAUCCACGUUUAAUUUCGGACGCCAUCGUUGAUAUGACGAACAGUCCGGUGACAAAACAUGAAAAUGUCGGUGCUUUCUGCUUAAUUUAGACUUUUAUCUUGGAAAACUGUAGUUCAUUCAAAUCUGUUUGGUAAAGAAAUGACGUUUUCAGAAAAAAAAUGUGACGAAAAUGGAUUUUGUAAAAAUGCAUUCAAAAUUUAAAAAAAAACUCUAUCAUAAAAAAUAAA
Molecule: messenger RNA, 1979 nt
Organism: Aedes albopictus (Asian tiger mosquito)
Lineage: Eukaryota; Metazoa; Arthropoda; Insecta; Diptera; Culicidae
Product: serine protease 53
Exons: 6
Coding region: 16-1740 (574 amino acids)
Biological process (GO): proteolysis
Molecular function (GO): serine-type endopeptidase activity
Source: RefSeq, a predicted model, not a curated record